Microstroma glucosiphilum is the source of this 1215-nucleotide messenger RNA. RefSeq names its product CoA-transferase family III. The record is from RefSeq and is a predicted model, not a curated record. NCBI's taxonomy places the organism in Eukaryota, Fungi, Basidiomycota, Exobasidiomycetes, Microstromatales, Microstromataceae. Gene Ontology annotation, molecular function: catalytic activity. The transcript is spliced from 2 exons. The coding region runs from base 1 to 1215 and encodes 404 amino acids.
AUGCUCCUCUCCGACCUAGGCGCUGAUGUGAUCAAAGUAGAAAACCCCCUCACCAACGGCGACGACACGCGUUCCUGGGCUCCUCCAGGUGCUACCAGUCUCCCCUCUACCAAGUUCCCUUCUUGGGUAUCUCCAGAAGAGAAGAAGCGCUGGGAGUCUUUACCGGAUGAGAGUGCUUACUUCCUCUCUGUGAACAGGGGCAAACGAUCACUCACGCUUGACUUCAAGUCCCCCGAAUCAAAAGAGGUCAUGCGUCGCUUGAUCCAAUCGGCAGAUGUAGUCAUCGAGAAUUACCUACCGGGAAAGUUGGACAAGAUGGGAUUGGGAUAUGAACAGGUCAAGGCGAUCAAGGAGGAUGUGGUCUAUGCUAGCUUGACCGGAUAUGGACAGACGGGACCUUAUGCGAAUGCGCCGGGUUACGAUGUCAUUAUUGCUGCCGAUGCGGGCUUCUUCCACAUUACUGGCUACCCGGACCGUCCUGGGAUCAAGUGCGGUGUUGCCAUCACCGACCUCACAACCGGCCUGUACGUCCAUGGCGCUAUCCUCGCCUCUCUCCUCGGCCGCACCAAGACGGGCAAAGGAGUACACAUCGACUCCUCCCUCUUCGACUCUCAAAUUGCUUCGCUCGCAAACGUGGGAUCUUCUUACCUCGUUGCUGGUAAAGAGGGAGGAAGACACGGGACUGCCCACCCGAGCAUCGUUCCCUACCAGGUCUUCCCCACGCAAGACUCCUUCUUGAUGGUCGGAGCAGGCAACGACGGUCAGUUCCGUCUGCUAGCAGAUACACUCGGCCAUCCUGAUCUGGCUUCCGCAAGCGGACGAUACGCAACAAAUGGUGCGCGUGUAGCGAAUCGGGAGGAACUGAUCCCUCUUCUGUCGGGUCUGUUCUCGCAGCAGCCCAACGCUUACUGGCUGCAGCGCCUCGAGGGUCGUCUGCCAAUCGCGCCGAUUCGGAAUAUCCAGCAGACCUUCGAGCAUCCACAGGCCGUUGCGAGGGGGAUCGUGAGCGAGAUGGAGCACCCGAGGAUAGGAAAUCUCAAAGUCGUUAGUCCUGCAGUAGUGUAUGGACAGGGGAGAAUGCCCCUCACACGCCCACCUCCUGUGCUGGGGCAGCACUCUUACGAAGUGUUGCAAGAGCUAGGGUAUUCGGAUGGGGAGAUGGAGGGGAUGGAGAAGGCAGUUGGUUUUGUGCCAAGGCCGCCGGUUGCUGCUUAG